ACGGCGUCUGCAGGGAGUCCGCGCUGCCCGUAAACAAGCUCUGCUAACCGAGUUUUCUAAGCUCGGUGCCAGGAGAGCUGGGGAUGCCGCAGCAGAGGCGCGGGGGGCGGAGACAAGCCGUCGGCAGCCCCGGAACCGGCAGGGCUGGCCUGGAGGAGGAGGAGGAAGAGAGUGCUGGGUAUGGCGGCGCCCGCAGCGCUGCAGCGGAGCGUGGUGUCCCCCGCGGGCAGGCACACCGCCUCCCUCAUCUUCCUGCACGGCUCAGGCCAUAUACACCUAUGAAAGGAGCCUUUUCCAAUGUGUGGUUUGACAGGUAUAAGAUCUGUAAUGACGUUCCUGAACACAUUGAAAGCAUCGAUUCCAUGUGCUUGGGCCUUACAGAGCUGAUCAACGAUGAGGUUAAGAACGGCAUUGCCAAGAAUAGGAUACUCAUAGGAGGCUUUUCGAUGGGAGGUGGAAUGGCAAUGCAUUUGGCAUAUAGGUUUCAUCAGGAUUUGGCAGGAGUCUUUGCCUUAUCUAGUUUUCUCAAUAAAGACUCUGCUGUUUACCAGGCUUUGAAAAGAAAUGAUAGUGCUCUUCCAGAAUUAUUUCAGUGCCAUGGAACUGCUGAUGAACUAGUUCUCUACUCAUGGGGUGAAGAGACCAACAAGAUGUUAAAGUCCCUGGGAGUAUCAGCAUCACUUCAUACUUUUCCAAACCUCAAUCAUGAGCUGAACAGAACUGAAAUAGAGAAACUAAAAUCCUGGAUUGUAAAGAAAUUACCUGUUGAAGCACCAAAGGCAAAUGAAUAAAUGAAGAUUCGGCCUCA
Corvus hawaiiensis (hawaiian crow) is the source of this 808-nucleotide messenger RNA. It is a transcript of the gene LYPLAL1, whose product is annotated as lysophospholipase like 1. Gene Ontology annotation, molecular function: palmitoyl-(protein) hydrolase activity; carboxylic ester hydrolase activity. Bases 84 to 791 code for a protein of 235 amino acids. NCBI's taxonomy places the organism in Eukaryota, Metazoa, Chordata, Aves, Passeriformes, Corvidae. Gene Ontology annotation, cellular component: cytoplasm. The record is from RefSeq and is a predicted model, not a curated record. Gene Ontology annotation, biological process: protein depalmitoylation. The transcript is spliced from 4 exons.